Messenger RNA from Scylla paramamosain (green mud crab), 1417 nucleotides. RefSeq names its product polycomb group RING finger protein 3-like (gene l(3)73Ah). Lineage: Eukaryota; Metazoa; Arthropoda; Malacostraca; Decapoda; Portunidae. Gene Ontology annotation, cellular component: PRC1 complex. The record is from RefSeq and is a predicted model, not a curated record. The coding region runs from base 178 to 846 and encodes 222 amino acids. Gene Ontology annotation, biological process: regulation of transcription by RNA polymerase II. The transcript has 6 exons.
UGGCUGCUGGCGAGGUGGGUACCGUGUGAUAAGGGGCCCCUGACUGCAUGUUUGUGUUACCUGGACGAAGAAACAAGAGGGAGUGAGUGGACGCUGGGAACAAAUAAGAAUUGUUUUUAGGAAGGUACUCACACACUGAAGACUUAACAAGCACCAGUUGCAGCUUGAAGGUACAGGAUGGAAAGAAGGAUCAAGCUGAGGACACUAAAUGAGCACAUUGUGUGUGCCAUCUGCUCAGGCUACCUUGUGGAUGCCACCACUGUUACAGAGUGUCUGCACACCUUCUGUAAAUCAUGCCUGGUGAAGCACCUUGAAGAGCGCAACACCUGUCCCACCUGUGACAUUGUCAUUCACCAGUCCCACCCACUCAACUAUAUUGCCUUUGAUCGCACCAUGCAAGACAUUGUGUGCAAGCUAGUGCCCAUGCUGCAGGAGGAUGAACUGAAGAGAGAAAGGGAGUUUUAUCGUGCACGAGGUGAGGUGUGCCCGAAGGACCUGCCGCAGGCCAAUGAGGAGGAUUCCCAGCAGGAUGACAAGGCUGUCAAUGACACAGACUACCAUCGUCUUGAUGAACAGGUCAACAUUUGCCUGGAGUGCAAAUAUCCCACUCUGGCACCACUCAAGAGGAGAUUCAUCCGAUGUUCAGCCCAGGCCACCAUUACCCACCUCAAGAAGUUUCUUGCCCUCAAAGUGCUGGAAGGACCACAAAAGUAUCGUGAGAUUGACAUAAUGUGCAACGAUGAAAUGCUCGGCAAGGACCACACGCUUAAGUUUGUGCAGGUAACAAGAUGGCGGUUCCGCAGUCCACCACUCAAGCUUUCCUACCGGCCAAGAAUAGAUAUAUGAGGGACUUUUUGUUACAGGACACUACUCUGAACACACACACACACACACACACAUCUUCACAUUUCCUAUUUAUGAGAGUCUGUAAGGAGAAAUUGUAUGAUAAAGAAAAAAAAGAGCUUGAUUUUUUUUGUAGAAAUAUUGAAGUAUGGUGAGUUUCAACUAAGAAAGACCAUUCAUUGUAAACUUUAAUUUUCUGUGUGUGUGUGUGUGUGUGUGUGUGUGUGUGUGUGUGUGUGUGUGUGUGUGUGUGUGUGUGUGUGUGUGUGUGUGUGUGUACAUGCUGAUGCUUGUGAAAUAGUGAAAGGUUCUUUUAUACACAGGGGAUGUGUCUUAAAUUUUUACAAAUAUAUUUUUUGAGUACAUAUAAGUGUUGUGUGGCAUAGUAUAGGAAUAACCCUUGUUGAUCUUUUGCCUCACACCACACAUUGAGCAUAACAUGAAGAUGUUUAAGUGAAAAGCAUGUAAGAAGCAUGACCAGGUGUAUGAAUGAGAUCAUACUCCAUUACCUUUGUGUUAGACUGACAUAUUGAAACUCAACUCAGACAUAAUGCAAUAAAGUUAUAAUAGAUUA